Molecule: messenger RNA, 816 nt
Organism: Cornus florida
Lineage: Eukaryota; Viridiplantae; Streptophyta; Magnoliopsida; Cornales; Cornaceae
Product: borneol dehydrogenase, mitochondrial-like
Exons: 2
Coding region: 1-816 (271 amino acids)
Molecular function (GO): oxidoreductase activity
Source: RefSeq, a predicted model, not a curated record
AUGGCAGGUGAUUCGGCCGUCUCUUCUGCUGCACCAAGAUUGGAAGGUAAGGUGGCACUGAUCACUGGUGGGGCUCAAGGUAUUGGAGAGUGCAUUGCUAGAGUGUUCACUAAACAUGGGGCCAAAGUCAUUAUUGCAGAUAUCCAAGAUGACUUGGCUCAAUCAGUAUGCCAAGACUUAGGCCCCGAACUGGCUACGUUUGUCCACUGUGAUGUUGCUAACGAAUCAGACAUUGAAAAUGCCAUAAACACCACCAUUGCCAAGCAUGGAAAACUCGACAUAAUGAUCAACAAUGCCGCUGUUGCAGAUGAAGCAAAAACCAGCAUCCUUGACAACAAGAAGUCUGAGUUUGAGCGUGUCAUUAGCGUCAACCUAACCGGAGUCUUCUUAGGCACCAAACACGCAGCUCGCGUGAUGAUCCCUGCACAAAAGGGUAGCAUAAUCACGAUAGGAAGUGUUUGUUCGAGUGUUGGUGGUGUUGCUUCUCAUGCAUACACGAGUUCAAAGCACGCCACGGUGGGACUGACCAGGAAUGUUGCUGCAGAGCUUGGGAAAUUCGGUAUUCGCGUGAAUUGCAUCUCCCCUUACUUCAUUGUGACACCAUUGUGGAUGGAUUUCUUCAAGAUGGAUAAAGAAGCAGCCUCUGGCCUUUAUACUAACCUUAAGGGGGUAAGUCUCGAGCUAGAAGAUGUGGCUGAAGCUGCUAUUUAUUUGGCAAGUGAUGAGUCCAAGUAUGUGAGUGGACAUAAUCUGGCUUUAGAUGGAGGCUUUACUGCAAUAAAUCCAGCUUUUGGCUUGUUUGCAAGACCUGUUUAA